Molecule: messenger RNA, 1590 nt
Organism: Uncinocarpus reesii 1704
Lineage: Eukaryota; Fungi; Ascomycota; Eurotiomycetes; Onygenales; Onygenaceae
Exons: 2
Coding region: 1-1590 (529 amino acids)
Biological process (GO): SNARE complex assembly
Cellular component (GO): lytic vacuole; endosome
Molecular function (GO): SNARE binding
Source: RefSeq, a predicted model, not a curated record
AUGUCUUGCCAGCUGUGUGGUCGUUCUCCGGGCUCGUCCCUACCCUUUUACUGCCUAACCUGCGCCCGCAACCAAAUGUAUCCUCUCCGCUUCGAAAUCGCAAAGACAUUACUGGAGAAAGAGGCCGCAGGCCAGCAAAUCGAAGAAGCGGUCAGCGAUGCAACCCGUACUGAUGAGGGUGAAAACGAGCGUCCCGGCUUGUCGAGAUGGCCCAACGAGCCUUCCAAGAUUGCUAUCGAAACGAUGCGAACCCUGACGACGCAGUCGGAGAUUCGAAAGGAGGCUAUACAAGUUCAGAUUGCCAGGCUUAGGGCUGAGAUCGAAGAAGGAAAAGAGGAGAUUGCAAAGCGGCGAGCCGCUCUCGCCAAGCGACGGUCCGACGCGGAGUCGGCGAAUUACCAGCUCUCGGAGAGGCGUGCAGCAACUUUGAAUUCUGUGCAAAAUGAAGCCAAGAAGAUUGAAAAUGCUUGGAAUAGCCUUCAUGCGAAGACUGCUGAGUCGAGGAUGUUUCUAUGUCGCGAGGUGGCCAGUCUAUAUAACCUACGCCAGAAGAGUAGGCGGAGAAAUGGGGAGAUUAUAAGCACCUAUUCUAUUGGCGGAGUGAACAUGGUUGACCCUAGAGACAUGAAUGGUGCAAGUCCAGCGCAAAUCACCACGUCACUAUCGCACAUCGCACAUCUUCUUGUUCUUGUUUCGCAUUACCUCGCGCUGCGCUUACCCGCCGAAAUCACCCUGCCACAUCGUGGAUAUCCUCUACCUACAAUAUUUCCUUCAGGAUCGUCCUAUCUCGCAAAAGACGUACCAUUUCCCGGCCUAUCUCCCUCCAAUUCCUUUAGUCCAGCGACAACGCGAGGGUCCGAUUCCCGCCCUCUGCCACGGCCACGUCCGCUCUUCCUCGAUCGUAGUCUCCCCAAACUUGCGAAAGAAGAUCCUGCGGGCUAUACUCUCUUUCUUGAAGGAGUCUCACUUUUAGCUUGGAACGUUUCGUGGGUUUGCCGGUCGCAAGGUUUACAAAUCGGACAGGACUCCUGGGAAGAUGUCUGUGAGAUGGGGCGGAAUCUAUGGCAGCUAUUAGUCGCCCCGCCAGCCUUAGCAAAGGCCUUAGCUGGUCGCGACCUGCAAGUUAAGCCGUCGAACAGCAAAGAGACUACUAGGGGCACUCUGCAGCGAACCAAGUCCCUUCCGCUGUUGGGACAUUAUUCCCAUGGCACAGCCCAUUCAUUCCUUGGAAAUGCUGAAGGGAACGAGUUUGCAAAAACGUGGAAGCUGCCAUCUGCGCUCAAAGUUGCGGACAAACUGAAGUCUACCCUCUUGGGAGAAAUAGCUUCGGCAGAAUGGGAGCUCCUGGAACAGGACGAAUGGGACGAGGCAAGUGCGGCACAGGCAGAGGACGGAGUCGUCAACGGCAAGCGCGCAUCCUCUGGGGAAGAUGACCGCGGUGAUGCUGAUACAAGGAGCACUAUCACGGUCAAAGCAGUAGUUGAGGAUGAAGAAUGUGACGUGGUGCAGAAGGAACCCGGCGAACCAGCAACUCCCACGGACACUCGGCCAAAAGGGACGAAAGGAUGGACCAAGGUGAAGAGCAGGUGA